AUGGAAGAACAAGACUGGGAUAACUUUAAAACCAUGCGCAGACUGGCUAAGCAAAAGAUCAAAAAAGCACACAAUGAUUACUUAAAAGAAAUCCUAGAUGAAGCUUUGGAAAAUCCCAAGAAAUUUUGGCAGUACAUAAAAAGCAAAAAACAGACCGCGUCUGGGGUGGCCCCCCUAGCGCAACACAACAGCCUCGUUGUGGAUGCCCAGGGUAAGGCAGAAAUCCUCAGCAGGCAGUACGACUCUGUCUUUACAGAUGAAGACAUGGUCAACGUACCCGACCUAGGGGACAGCCCCUACCCCGACAUGCCAGAGGUCGAGGUGACCCUGCUGGGGGUGCAAAAGCUCCUACAGGGGAUAAACCCUGCUAAAGCCUGUGGGCCAGAUCAAAUUCCCUGCAGAAUUCUUAAGGACUACGCCAUAGAGAUCAGUCCAAUUUUACAAAUAAUCUUCAACCAGUCCCUUGCAACUGGGCAGUCCGUGACGAAGACCAUUAUGCCCUCCAAACUGACCUAG
Molecule: messenger RNA, 516 nt
Organism: Branchiostoma floridae (Florida lancelet)
Lineage: Eukaryota; Metazoa; Chordata; Leptocardii; Amphioxiformes; Branchiostomatidae
Exons: 2
Coding region: 1-516 (171 amino acids)
Source: RefSeq, a predicted model, not a curated record